AUCAGGGGAGGGCUGGGCAGCGCCCCGCCCGGAAGCCGCUGAGGUGUAAGUGGGCGCCGAGCUGGCCGAAGUUUCAGUCAUGUUCCCGCCCGCAGCUAUGCGAGCUUUGCGAAAGAACAAGACCCUACGCUACGGAGUCCCCAUGUUGUUGCUGGUUGUUGGAGGUUCUUUUGGUCUCCGUGAGUUCUCACAAAUCCGCUAUGAUGCUGUGAAGAUUAAAGUUGAUCCUGAAUUGGAAAAAAAGCUGAAAAUGAAUAAAGUAUCUUUAGAGUCAGAAUACGAGAAAAUAAAGGACUCUGCUUUUGAAGACUGGAAGAAUAUUCGAGGCCCAAGGCCUUGGGAAGAUCCUGACCUACUUCAAGGACGAAAUCCAGAAAUCCUUAAGACUAAGACAACCUGACUAUGCUCAGGUUUUAAUAAAAAAUGUUACCAAUAAGACAUAUUGGUCCAGGACAUACAGGACAUAAAAUUCUACGUCUGUGGAAGGCUGGCUCAUUAUAAGUAAGUUGAUGGACGAUAAACUUGAUUUUACAAAAUCAAGUGUAUA
Molecule: messenger RNA, 547 nt
Organism: Octodon degus (degu)
Lineage: Eukaryota; Metazoa; Chordata; Mammalia; Rodentia; Octodontidae
Product: cytochrome c oxidase assembly protein COX16 homolog, mitochondrial
Exons: 4
Coding region: 80-400 (106 amino acids)
Biological process (GO): mitochondrial respiratory chain complex IV assembly
Cellular component (GO): mitochondrial inner membrane
Source: RefSeq, a predicted model, not a curated record